Hansenula ciferrii is the source of this 1479-nucleotide messenger RNA. Its product is annotated as Flavin-containing monooxygenase. Gene Ontology annotation, molecular function: N,N-dimethylaniline monooxygenase activity; flavin adenine dinucleotide binding; NADP binding. Bases 1 to 1479 code for a protein of 492 amino acids. The transcript has a single exon. Lineage: Eukaryota; Fungi; Ascomycota; Saccharomycetes; Phaffomycetales; Wickerhamomycetaceae. The record is from RefSeq and is a predicted model, not a curated record.
AUGACUCAAUCAAAUGAAGUUAAGUUACCCAAAAGGGUCAAGAGUAUUGCAAUCAUUGGUGGUGGUGCAAGUGGUGCAAUUACUUUAGAUUCAUUAAUUCAAGAAGGUAAAUUUGAUAAAAUUACAUUAUAUGAAAGAAGAGAUGUUUUAGGUGGUGUUUGGGUAUUAGAUCAUAAUCCAGAUCAACUUGAUAUUCCACCUGGUCAAUCACAAGAUCAAUUAGAUCCAAAAGUUGAAAUUCCAAAUGAUUUAAAAUUAAAUCAAACAUUUAAAACUUCAAGAUCAAAACAACAAAGAUAUUUACAUACUGCUUCUUAUGAGGAUUUAAGAACAAAUAUACCUGAACAAUUAAUGACUUAUAGUGAUGAAAAAACUUGGGGUGCUGAUCCAAAAUUAAAAGUUGAAGAACAUUAUAUUCGUGGGAUUGCAAUUCAAAAUUAUAUUGAAAGAUAUAUUAAUAGACAUUCCAAAAAUGUUGUCUUAAGAACAACUGUUGAAUCAAUAAAUAAAGAUUAUAGUAUUAAAGAUGGUUCAUCUCAAUUUGAAUUAACAUUAAGAAAAGAAACUAAUUUAAAAGAUCAAGAUGGUAAUUAUAUUGAUGAAUGGUCAAUUGAAAAAUAUGAUGCUGUUGUUAUUGCAACUGGUCAUUAUCAUGUUCCUUAUAUUCCAAAUGUUCCAGGUUUAAAUGAAGUUUAUCAAAGAUUCCCAUCUAAAAUAAAACAUUCUAAAACUUUUAGAGCUUCAAAUGAUUUUAAAGAUCAAACUUUAAUAGUUAUUGGAAGUCGUGCUUCUGGUGCUGAUAUUGUGGAAAUUGCAUCUAAUAGUGCAAAAUUUAUUUAUCAAUCUAAAAGAAGUGAAGGUCCAUUAAGAUUUGAAGGUAAACCAAAUACACAAGUGAAACCUACAAUUACUAAAUAUGAACUUUUAAAUAAUAAAGAUAUAAUUGUUCAUUUUAAAGAUGGUUCAAUUGUUAAAAAUCCUGAUCAAAUAAUUUAUGCUACAGGUUUUAGAUUUAGUUAUCCAUUUUUAAAAGAUUUAUAUCCAAAUUUUACAACAGGUUAUAUUAAUCCAGAUUUAUAUUUACAUACUUUUAGUAUUAAAGAUCCAUUAUUAUCAGUUAUUGGUGCACCAACAGAUGCCAUAUCAUUUAGAGCAUUUGAAUUUCAAGCUAUAUUAUUAUCUAGAUUUUUAUCAGGUAAAAUUCAUUUACCAUCUUUACAAGAACAAAUUGAAUGGACACUUGAAAGAUUUAUUACAAAAGGUGAUAAUAGAGCAUAUCAUACAAUUGAUUUAGGAGGAAAAUUAGAAUAUCUUGCAUAUUUAACAGAAUUAGGUGGUGGUGUUGAACCAUUAGGUGGAACAGGUAGACCAUUUCCAACUUGGACACAAUCUGAUCUUGAAUUACAUGCAGCUAUUCAAGAACGAUUUAAAAAGUUUUUUGGUGAGGGUGAAUUAAAUGAAGAACAAAAAAAAUUAUAA